AUGGAUCUUUAUGAUGGUUAUGAUGUUGUUUUAAAUUAUUUUAAAAGCUAUGAUAGUGAAACGUGGACUUAUCAACAUUUUUUAACCGAAUUAAGAGAAACGAUCAUUUCUUCUCCUCCCUAUACUGAUGACUGGACCGGCUUGGACGGUGCAUGGUGUAACAGAUUUAAAAAAUUUUCUAAUAAGGAUAUAGUACGAUUUAGGAGGUUUGGCGAAAUUUUCGUUGCCCAAGUGAUGAGUAUGAUGCGCUUCCAAGUCGGUAUUAAUAAUCGUCAGAAUAUACAAUCAUUUUUUCAAGACAUCAUUCUUGAACGUGAAAAAAGAAAUGCCGAGAAAAAUUAUGUAAUAGAAGGUGUUAGAGUCCUCAAUGAGGCAAGAUCUCGCAGUUCAAAUGAAGUUAUCUCCGCUAUUAACAAACGAUAUCCUGAUGAUCAAACCAGUGGAGACUCACACAAACGUCAAUGUCGCCGAACAGAAAACGAACAAUUGCAAACUUCAGAAGACAAGGUUACAGAGGUCACAGAUGACGAAGAAUGGGAGUUUGAUACACCACAGCCAAGUUGGCUAAAAAAAAUUGAUGGAGGAACGUUAUCAACAUGGUGGAAGAUUGUAGACUUGUCGGAUCCUAAACUUGUAGAUCUUCUUUUAGCAUCAGAUCUAUCUGAUCUGAACGCGAUGUUUUCAUCUGCUUUAAAAGAUUGGACCGUGCUGGAACCUUCAGCAGAAAGAUGUCUGAAGUCACUUUCAAAGGUGAAUAAUGUCGAUAUAAGCGUCUCAAUUCUUUUGAUUAACAUUUCUUUUGGUUCCCAGCUCGACAGCUAUCAGCUUCGUACAAUUGGAGAAACCGUAAGACCGAAGGGAACACACGGUGCAAUUCUUAGACUCCAAGAAAUGAGUAUUAAGAAUCCAAUUACCUUAGAAGCUGACGAUUUAUUUUAUGAUGGAUAUAUCGACAAAAUUUUUCACGAAGAAAUUUCAUUACUUGAUCCUAAUGAUCAUCUGGAUCCAGAUGUCGCGUACAUUUUUGACUUGAUUAGAUAUACGUGCGAGAUGAUUGCGAAAGGGAUCCCCAAUAGGCAAAACUCGGAGCGAGACAUUGAUAUUUUUAUCAAACGUCAUAUUUUUUCAUGUUUCGAUGACAUUUUGGAUAGUCAUUUCGGUGAGGUGGUAUCAAGAGCUUCACGAGAUCGUCGAGUAAAUGCGGUAGAUGCUCCGAGUAAUGCGGAAGGAUACCACCUCGACUGGAUGUUCACGCGACACGAUUUAGGAAAGGACUUAAGUUGGGGUCGCGAAUUUUCAAUUUGCGAACGUGCCGGUUCCAAAGUUGAAAACAAACGCAAGGUUAUUUCGAAUAACUUAAAAGGACAAAAGAUUCUAAGAGACAUGCACCGAUCCCUAACUGAAGUAAUAUCUGCAGAAGGCGAUAGAAUGCUUUCAAAGCCGGUUCUGCAGUCCAUCACAAAGCUUCUUAUGCCCG
Messenger RNA from Funneliformis mosseae, 1477 nucleotides. The record is from the annotation of a GenBank genome assembly. NCBI's taxonomy places the organism in Eukaryota, Fungi, Glomeromycota, Glomeromycetes, Glomerales, Glomeraceae.